CAAGGUCAGUAUAUCUUUGAGUAUUCAUGGGAAGACUUCCUGAAAAAGGCAUAAUAUAGCCAGUCUUUAGGUGACUCCUCCAUACUGAGGAUCAAAAGUAAGAAAAAAUAGAGUAAAGAGACAUUGAUCUUGGAACUGCAAAAGUGGUUUGUGCUCUCUGGUGUGGCAAUCUAUGCUAAACACUAUAAUCCAGCAAAGGAAAAGACAUGCAGGAUGAAGAUGGAUAUAUCACAUUAAAUUUUAAAUCAAGAACAACAGCUGUGCCUUCAGAAUUUGCAGUUGAAUCUGCUGCUUCUCCUGUGUGGCGUCCAAUGGCUUUAACACUGCUGUUCCUGUGCCUAGGGAUGGCAGCUGGUCUGGUGACACUAGGAAUAAUGUCCCCUGGAGUCUUCAUACAACAAGAUAACUUUCACAUGAAAAUUGGAAACCUCUCAGAGAUUCUCCAGAAAGUAGCAAGAAACUUCUGUAAAGAGUUGAUUCAAAAGUCUGUGGGUCACAAAUGUAAUCCCUGUGACAUCAACUGGAGAUAUCAUGGAGACAAGUGUUAUGGUUUCUUCAGGCACAAUCUGACGUGGACAGAGAGUAAACAAUACUGUGCUAAAAGGAAUGCCACUCUUCCCAACAUACUCAGCAAGGAUGUUUUGGAUUUCAUCACAUCAAGAAUUUCUUCUUCUCGAUGGAUUGGACUGUCCCGAAACUCUAAUGGGAUCUGGGUUUGGGAAGAUGGUUCACCUCUCUCUAAAGAUGUGUUUGAACUUUUAGGAAAUGGAGAAAAUCAGAAUUGUGCCUAUUUUCAUAGGGGAAAAAUUUAUACUUCAGUUUGUGAAGACAUACACUAUUUAAUGUGUGAGCAGAACAAGCCAGUGAGAAUAGACCAACUGAUUUAAAGUAUUGGAAAGACAGAAAAUGAAUGAUUUGUCAAGGGGAAGUAGCUUAUAGAUGUGGCAAGUAAGAAAAUGAAAAAGAAAAGACUUUACUCUCUUGCUUUAACACAUGUGUGCGCACACACACACACACACACACACACACACUCUUUUUUAUCAUCUUCCUGCACCCAUACAUACCCUAACUUCAGCCUGCUUUCCCAAAUUGUUGGCUUUUGUUUUGUUUUGUUUUUGCACAUAAGCCCUUUUUUCACUUGUUAACUUUUAUUGUGUCAAAAUUGAAUGUUCCUCAUUACUUUCUCAGCCAAAGUCAUAUGUAAAUAAAUUAGAGCAGGAAUUGCUGGUGUCCUGUGGAUUAAGGACUUGACCAGAUUCAGAACACUUCCAGAAGAAUACCAAAAUUAUUCCCACAAAGUCUCCUAAGGAAAACAACUUUGGAAGACAACAGAAUACUAAUCAACUUCAAUUGAAACUUCAGAAGAAAUCUAAUGAUGAAGCAGCAUGCUGUCUAUUGACAGAAAGGGGAUAGACUGAAAAUAAAGAAUGAGAUACAUA
This is a messenger RNA of Antechinus flavipes (yellow-footed antechinus), 1439 nucleotides long. RefSeq names its product C-type lectin domain family 1 member B-like. The transcript has 6 exons. NCBI's taxonomy places the organism in Eukaryota, Metazoa, Chordata, Mammalia, Dasyuromorphia, Dasyuridae. Bases 207 to 887 code for a protein of 226 amino acids. The record is from RefSeq and is a predicted model, not a curated record.